GUCCUCAAAGUAAUAUAACGUAGAUAUGUGAAUGACCAGCGGACCCAGAGCUGGAGAGUUCGCGGAAAUUUCAGCCAGAAGGCAGAACAUUACGAAGGUAGCACAGAAUGGACGGCUUUUAUGGCGAUAUUACGAAGGUCGAAACAACUGGCGCGUCACAAAAAACCGCUAAACAGGACAGCCUGAGUGUGCAGGGAGUGGAGGCAUCCCACAAGUUGGCACAGAGUGAUCUGACCAGGAUGAACAAGUAUAAAGAUGUCAUCACAAAAGUGGCAAAGGCUCACAAAAUAGAACCUGCCGUGAUCGCGGGUAUUAUUUCCCGUGAAUCCAGGGCCGGGGCCCCCGGAGUUCUUACAAACGGCUGGGGUGACCAUGGCAACGGUUUUGGACUCAUGCAGGUUGACAAGCGGUACCACAGUCCAAAGGGGGAGUGGAAUAGCGAGCAGCACAUCACUCAAGGCACUGAGAUUUUGAUUGAUUCCAUCAAGAUGAUUCAGAAAAAAUUCCCACCCUGGUCCAAGGAGCAACAAUUAAAAGGUGGAAUAUCAGCCUACAAUGCUGGAGUUGGGAAUGUCCGCACUUAUGAGCGAAUGGACAUCGGCACCACCGGGGAUGACUACGGCAGUGACGUUGUGGCCAGAGCCCAGUGGUUCAACAAGAAUGGUUUUUAAAGGAGGGGAAAAUAAAUAAAAUAAUGAAAACGAAUGAGGUGAAAUUUUGUAAAUCAAUAGACACUUAAUAAAUAAAUUAUAGAUUCCAUACUUGUUUAUUUUUUAAUCUCAUUAAAA
Molecule: messenger RNA, 788 nt
Organism: Anguilla rostrata (American eel)
Lineage: Eukaryota; Metazoa; Chordata; Actinopteri; Anguilliformes; Anguillidae
Product: lysozyme g-like
Exons: 6
Coding region: 108-671 (187 amino acids)
Biological process (GO): peptidoglycan catabolic process; defense response to Gram-positive bacterium
Cellular component (GO): extracellular region
Molecular function (GO): lysozyme activity
Source: RefSeq, a predicted model, not a curated record